AUGAAAGAAGUGGGACAAAGGUUUGCUCAAGGAGUUGUUGAAUUUCGAGAUCCGUUGUCAAAGUAUUUUAUUCAUUCCGGUUUUGAUUUUGAUUUUGUUAAGAAUGAUAAGGAUCAUGCCACUGUUUAUUGUAAGAAAAGGGAUGAUUUGGGAUGUUUAUGGAGCGUGCAUGCUAGAGUGGAAAAUUAUAGUGAAGCUUUUGUUAUUAAACAAUUUGAUGAUGUUCAUACUUGUGGAUCUUCUUUUCGUACAAUUAAACAUGCUAGGAUGACUUCAAGUAUGAUUGGUGGGCUAAUUUCAAGUGAUAUUCGUAAUAAGGCUUUGACAUCGGUUAGUGAGGUGGUUUGUGAUUUCAAGGACUAUUAUGGAACAACAGUUUUUUAUCGGCGAGCUUGGAUGGGUGUUGAAAAAGCAAGAGGUCUUGUUUUUGGUGACUAUUCAUCAUCAUUUGACGAUCUUCGUUGGUAUGUUGAUGCCGCUAAUGAUUGUAAUCCGGGGAGUGUUUUUGAUAUGGAAUUUGAUGUUGAUAGUAAAGGAAGACAUUUCAAAUGCUUGUUUUUCGCUUUUGAGGCAUGUAUUCAUGGUUUUAAGUAUUGUCGACCUGUGUUGAUGCUUGAUGGAACUUUCUUGAAAGGAAAACACAAAUGUUGUUUAUUGUCUGCUACGACAAAAGAUGGUAACCAAGGUUUAUAUCCGUUAUGUUUUGCCAUUGUUGAUAGUGAAAGUUAUGACAGUUGGCAUUGGUUCUUGUCAAAGUUAUUUGUUAUUUUGACUCUGGAGAGGGAUAUUGCGUUUGUUACUGAUCGGCAUGGAGAAUUGAAGGGUCGUUGUGGUCGUAGUGUUGAGAAGUUUCUUGAGGAUUUGCCUAAUGAGUGUUGGUGUAACACUUAUUUUCAAGGCAAGAUGUAUGGUGAAAUGUGCACAAAUGCCGUGAAAUCUUUUAAUUCAUGGAUUAGGGAUGAACGCCAUUUGUUUUCAACUGGUCUUGUUGAUGCUAUAUGGGUGAAACUAAUGGGGCAAUUUUCAAGAAAGAGAGAAGUUGGAAAUAAGUGGAAUCGUAUUAUUUGUCCUUUUGCAGAGAAAAAGUUGGAAGAAGCUUUUAAUGAUACAAAAGCAUGGAUAAUUAAGAAAUGUAGCGAUGACAUUUAUGAAAUCCAAUUGGAUCAUUCAGUUAUGGUUGAUAUUGGGAAAAGUUCUUGUUCUUGUCGAUUAUGGGAAAUUGAUUCUUUCCCUUGCAAACAUGUUCCUAGUAUGUGGAAGCCAAAUGUAGUUGUCGAUGAUGACAUUGUUUUACCUCGUCUUUUUGCUGUUUUUGGUGUUUUAUACAGUGAUAAAUUUAUCACUGGAUUGAUGUAUUGGAUGAUUGGUAAGUUUGAUAGUGAAAACAUUUUUACCACUUCAUUUGCGGCAUUGAAGUGUGGAUCUUUAGUCAUUGCUCUCCUUGGUCUCAUGGAAUUGUAG
This is a messenger RNA of Camellia sinensis, 1461 nucleotides long. RefSeq lists its product as uncharacterized. The record is from RefSeq and is a predicted model, not a curated record. Gene Ontology annotation, molecular function: zinc ion binding. Lineage: Eukaryota; Viridiplantae; Streptophyta; Magnoliopsida; Ericales; Theaceae.